This is a messenger RNA of Lachancea lanzarotensis, 879 nucleotides long. It is a transcript of the gene CAB4, whose product is annotated as LALA0S16e00320g1_1. The transcript has a single exon. NCBI's taxonomy places the organism in Eukaryota, Fungi, Ascomycota, Saccharomycetes, Saccharomycetales, Saccharomycetaceae. Gene Ontology annotation, molecular function: dephospho-CoA kinase activity. Gene Ontology annotation, biological process: coenzyme A biosynthetic process. The record is from RefSeq and is a predicted model, not a curated record. The coding region runs from base 1 to 879 and encodes 292 amino acids.
AUGGCUAGCUUAGCUCUGGUUAUCAAGUCCCUAGGUGAAAUAAGCUUGGAGAAACUGAAAGAGCUUAUAAAGAGACACCUGUCGCUCCUGAAGUCCAGCUCUUCCUAUGUGGAUGUCAUUGUCACGAACAGAAUAACGGACUCAGAACGUCUAGACCAUGUGUUGGGGAACCUGUACAGUAGUAUACGAGAAGUGCUGAUGACAGAAAAUCUCUACGAAACCCCCAUUAAUGUUUUAUUCAAUCAAAAAGACACUUGGCUCAGAAAUCAUGUAUGGGAUAUGCUGCUAGUAAGUACUGAUGUGUCAAUUGCUGACGCAUACAAGUAUAAAAAACUCCAAAACGUGGAUUUAACUGGAAGAACUACUAUCAUAAGUGGGGAAACAUUGUCAACCAAAGAAAAUGAGGAUGCAGAUUUGUACUCUGUAAGCGCAUUGGGGGGCACUUUCGAUCAUCUGCACGAUGGCCACAAAAUUCUUUUGAGUAUAGCUGCAUUUUUAACGUCACAAAGACUUAUUGUAGGCGUAGCGGAUCAGGAACUUCUGAAUAAUAAAAAGUUCGCGAAGUAUCUAGAGUCGUUUGAAGUUCGGGCCCGUAAUGUCGAGGAGUUUGUUGCAAGAGUGAAGCCAUCGUUGCGCUUAGAAAUUGUUGCACUGCGCGACGUAUGCGGGCCAACUGGAGCAGUACCAGAAAUACAAAGUCUCAUCGUGAGCCGCGAAACAGAAGCAGGCGGCAAAACAGUAAAUGCGGUGCGCAAAGAAAAAGGGUUAUCUGCUUUGGUGAUUCAUGUGGUCAACGUACUAGGAGGUCGCGAAGAAGAUAACUGGAAGGAGAAACUAAGCAGUACAGAGCUGCGCAAGCGAAAAACAAUCGAAUCCUAG